Manis pentadactyla (Chinese pangolin) is the source of this 6097-nucleotide messenger RNA. It is a transcript of the gene APBB2, whose product is annotated as amyloid beta precursor protein binding family B member 2. Gene Ontology annotation, cellular component: cytoplasm; nucleus. Gene Ontology annotation, molecular function: amyloid-beta binding; transcription factor binding. The coding region runs from base 580 to 2850 and encodes 756 amino acids. The record is from RefSeq and is a predicted model, not a curated record. Lineage: Eukaryota; Metazoa; Chordata; Mammalia; Pholidota; Manidae. The transcript is spliced from 18 exons. Gene Ontology annotation, biological process: regulation of DNA-templated transcription.
CACUGGGCAUGCUCAGUCGCCGGAGCCCGUCCUGGUCUUAAGUAGGAAGCUCGAGCGCUGCACCCGCUGCUGAUCCAGGCGCUCGGGGGAGGGCGAGACUGGAGCAGAGCUGCCGGGCUCGGAGCCGAAGUGAACGCCGCGCGCACUGCCGGUUGGAGCUGCCGUGGGUGAGCUGUUGUGGUCUGUAGCCAAGCAUGCUGUGGUCAGACCUGCCCAGCCGAGGGACAGAAACAUUUGCUGGAUGGAAAAUCCAUAAAAGAAAGCUGCUGUGAGAGGCUGAGACAGACGAUAACUUAAGCAAAGCCAGAUUUAUUUGGGCUGUCUGACCUCAUUGAAUGAUUGCUGUUAAUUAACAAGACUUUGUGGGAAAAGGGAACUUGCCUUCUGAGCUUUGUACCAAAGACCUGGGAAAACUAACCGUCUCAGUCUUUCCUGAGUGCUUGGAAACCACCGGGCCCCCUGCUGAUGUGCUGACUGGCCGCUAUGGGCAGAAGGUACCCAGAGGCUCACUGUCAUCCACGCAGCUUGUAUUUCAAAUUAUAACCUAUUUCCUGCACUCCUGCUGACGUCCAGUGAUCCAUGUCAGAAGUACUUCCAGCGGACUCAGGUGUAGACACUUUGGCAGUGUUUAUGGCCAGCAGCGGAACUACACACGUCACGAAUCGAAACAGCCCGGCCACGCCACCAAAUACCCUUAAUCUCCGUUCCUCCCACAAUGAACUGUUGAAUGCUGAAAUAAAACACACAGAAACGAAGAACAGCACCCCCCCCAAAUGCAGGAAAAAAUAUGCACUAACUAACAUCCAGGCAGCAAUGGGCCUCUCAGAUCCAGCUGCACAGCCCUUGCUGGGAAAUGGCUCUGCCAACAGUAAGCUGGUGAAAAAUGGGGAGAACCAGCUCCGGAAGGCUGCAGAACAAGGGCAGCAGGAUCCCAACAAAAACGUCAGCCCCACUGCAGUCAUCAACAUAACUUCUGAGAAGUUAGAGGGUAAAGAGCCCCACCCACGGGAUUCCCCGGGCUGUGAAAUUUUACCCUCCCAGCCCAGGAGAACCAAGAGUUUCCUUAAUUACUAUGCAGACCUGGAAACCUCAGCCAGAGAACUAGAGCAGAACUUAGGCCACCAGCAUGGGGUUGUGGAAGAGAAGUCUCAGCCGGGCCCGGCCCCCACCACCAUCGGAAAUGGCGAGUUGCUGGUGCAGAAACCUAACAAGCCCCAGUGCAGCCCUGAAGAUGGCCAGGUGGCCACAGUAUCAUCCAGCCCAGAGACCAAGAAGGAUCAUCCUAAAACAGGGGCCAAAACUGAUUGCGCACUCCACCGGAUCCAGAACCUGGCUCCGAGCGACGAGGAGUCCAGCUGGACCACACUGUCCCAAGACAGCGCCUCACCCAGCUCCCCAGACGAAGCAGCAGACAUAUGGAGUGAUCACUCCUUUCAGACCGAUCCAGAUUUGCCACCUGGUUGGAAAAGAAUCAGUGACAUCGCUGGGACCUAUUACUGGCACAUACCAACAGGGACGACUCAGUGGGAGCGCCCUGUCUCCAUCCCAGCAGACCUUCAGGAUUCUAGGAAAGGGUCACUUAGUUCUGUAACACCAUCUCCCACCCCAGAGAACGAGAAACAGCCAUGGAGUGAUUUUGCUGUUCUGAAUGGGGGAAAGAUUAAUAGUGACAUUUGGAAGGAUUUGCAUGCAGCCACAGUUAACCCGGACCCAAGUUUAAAAGAGUUUGAAGGAGCAACGCUGCGCUAUGCAUCUUUGAAACUCAGAAAUGCCCCAAAUGGUGAUGAUGAUGAUUCUUGUAGUGUCAACAGUGACCCAGAAGCCAAGUGUUUUGCUGUGCGUUCUCUGGGCUGGGUAGAAAUGGCAGAGGAGGACCUUGCGCCCGGUAAAAGUAGUGUUGCUGUCAACAACUGCAUCAGGCAGCUUUCUUACUGCAAAAAUGACAUUCGAGAUACAGUCGGCAUUUGGGGAGAGGGAAAAGACAUGUACCUGAUCCUGGAGAACGACACGCUCAGCCUGGUGGACCCCAUGGACCGCACGGUGCUGCACUCCCAGCCCAUCGCCAGUAUCCGCGUGUGGGGCGUGGGCCGCGACAACGGCCGAGAUUUUGCUUAUGUAGCAAGAGACAAAGAUACAAGAAUUUUGAAAUGUCAUGUAUUUCGAUGUGACACACCAGCAAAAGCCAUCGCCACAAGUCUCCACGAAAUCUGUUCCAAGAUUAUGGCCGAACGGAAAAAUGCCAAAGCCCUGGCGUGCAGCUCCUUACAGGAAAGACCCAGUGUGAGUCUAGACGUCCCCUUGCAAGUAGAUUUUCCAACACCAAAGACUGAGCUGGUCCAGAAGUUCCAUGUGCAGUAUUUGGGCAUGUUACCUGUAGACAAACCAGUCGGAAUGGAUACCCUAAACAAUGCCAUAGAAACACUUACGACCUCAUCCAGCAAGGAGGAUUGGCCGUCCGUGAACAUGAACGUGGCCGAUGCUACUGUGACUGUCAUCAGUGAGAAGAGUGAAGAGGAAAUCCUAGUGGAGUGUCGUGUGCGAUUCCUGUCCUUCAUGGGCGUCGGGAAGGAUGUCCACACCUUUGCCUUCAUCAUGGACACUGGGAACCAGCACUUUGAGUGCCAUGUUUUCUGGUGCGAGCCUAAUGCCGGGAAUGUGUCCGAGGCAGUGCAGGCUGCCUGCAUGUUACGAUACCAGAAGUGCUUGGUAGCCAGGCCGCCUUCACAGAAAGUUCGACCACCUCCUCCGCCAGACUCGGUGACCAGAAGAGUCACAACCAAUGUGAAACGAGGGGUCUUAUCCCUCAUUGACACUUUGAAACAGAAACGCCCUGUCACAGAAGCGCCGUAGCUGGGUGUGUUGAAGGAGUCUGUGACGUCCACCUGCAGACUGAAUAGCUCCACUAAAGAUGAACUGAUACUGGGCCUUCCAUUCAGUCGCUGAUGCUUUGUCUUCCAAGAAUUUAUCCAUAACCCAACAGUGUUAGACAAGCAUGUUCUCUGUCUUGCCACCAUCACGUGAUAUGAAAAGCAUGACUACUUUUUUUUGCUGUCAGUAAGUUACAUCACAAGCAGUGGAAGGUCCUUUUCUUACUGUAAAUACCAUGAUGUCACACUUCACUUCACAUCCACGAAAAAGAAUGUGACCACCCCUCUCCUAGUGAACCAAGCUGAGUCCUUGGAGUGAAUGACGCCUGAGUUUUAAUUUCACUGUCAUCAUGACUGGAUCUGUCACAGCGACUUUAACUCCUCCAGUGCUUUGCCCUGUUUUCAACAUUGAAAUAGCCACUGCAUACAAGAUAGCACUGAAUUGCUAUAAAUACUCGAUGACCAAUUGUUUUUGCUUUACAUAACAUGGAACCUUUUGGUUGACAAAAAUUGGCUGUUGGCAUCAGUACAGAAACCCACUGGCAGCUUUCCUUGACAAGCUCUCUGACACAUGGACACCAUUUCAUGUCUAGAGCUGUUUGUGGGACAUUGCAAAAAAAAAUGCAACUUCAGAAUUGAAAAACAAACUAAAUUUGAGAAAUUAAAAUCAAACAAAAAAUGGCCUUUCUUUCCAGAUGGUUUUCAAACUGAUUAUUUAAAAAGAUUAACAAAACCAUAAUGCAUUUUGGGUGGGACAUAUUUCAAACUUCUGCCUUAUACCGUACAAUGCAGCUAGAAAAUUACAGUUCACUAUGGCCAUUCUUUAUGUAAAUGACAUUAAAAUGAAAUAUUCCUCUCUUGCCUUUUAUCCUUAGUUUGAUAAUUAACCAAUAUGCAAUUUGGAAUUGAGGAAAUGUCAUUUAUACUUUAGAUCUCCACCACCAUGUUAGUUUGUUAGUCCACCUCUAGUAAAAUGUUCUGCCAGGAUUCUGCUCUAGCUCAAUCUUACCCCAGUACUUUUUGCCCAGAAAGCUGUCUGUCCACAUAUAUUGUCCAUGGCAACAAAUUACAUUAAAUUGAACUUUUCUGAACUUAUGUAUUUACUAUUAGAAGUUGUUGGACUCUACAAGAUAUAUUUUUUAAUUUAUAUUUUUUCCAUUUUAUUUUCAAGAUUUAAAAAUUUCCUAUCAGAGCAAAAUAUACAUAAGAGCAAUAGACGUUUAUUUAACAAGUUUCCCCAAAAUACACUUUUCUGUUUCUCUAUAGAUAAGAGUCUUAGCUAUAAAGACACACAGAUUUAAACUUGUUGACAUUUUUAAAGGAAGUUGCUAAGGGGAUCAAUCUAAAUAUUAGUCUUGUUUACUUUUUAAUGUCAAAUUAACAUUUCACAACACCCAGUUACAAAAGCAACACUUCACUUAUCCACUGCUAUAUACUUGUCAAAAUGGUUUCUACAUUCUUACCACAUUUGAGCCUUAUAAAAUAAAGAAGGUACUAAACACUUUCGAGAAAUAAAACCAUGAAGUACCACGAGGUUCAGUCACCUAGCCUAAGAUCUGUCAGAAGUUAGAGAACCAGAACUAGGAUCCAUGCUUCCCAGCUCAGUUAUAAGUUAUGCUUAUAAAUUAUACAUUAUGCUGCUUUUAACUUCCACAUCAGUUAGGAAAGUUCUUUACAAAAUUACUCUGGGCAUAUCCAGUUAUUGUCAGGAAAUCCUAGAAUUCCCUGUACUAGUAGGGAAAUAGUCCAAAUGACUCACAGUGGGUAUUAAUUAUAAAGCCGUCACUGUCUCUCAGUCUAGUACUGUUUUCCUGCAGUGUGCCUCAAAUGUGUUGUAGAGGACAGGAUGCUACAUGCAGUAGAGCCUGUUGAGCUUACAAGGUUUCCGAGAGAUGAUGUUCCUUGUGGUAGAGAUAUUUUAACUCAUGGUACUUGGCCACCAGAAAGCAUGAUGGAAUGGGUAAGUGGCCUUUUGCCUCUGUUCCCUCACAGAAUUCUGGAAUUAUUUGCUAGCACUGUAGUGUGAUGACAAAAAGAUGCCAUUCUAGAAAUGUAUUACACUUCUUACCAGCCUAUGUACUGUUCUCUCUGAAGUAACCAAGGCAAUCAUUAGAAAUUACAGCACUAAAAUCCUUACUAUGCCCUUUGAAAAGUACUUCAAACCUCAAUCAUUAUAUUUUAUCUUGAUCUCCACAGUGAAACAUUUUAGUGUAAUAAACUUCAAAAUUCUGGACCAGUAAUCCACUUUUAUAUUAGAAAUCUCUACCAGAACCCCCUGUUCAAUUUUUAAGGCAUACAUUCCUUUGUUUUCAGGAGCAAGAAUACUGAGCUAGCUUUAAUAGCAAACUGAUUUAUAUAUGCAAUUAUAGGAUGCAUUAAGAUGAAUGAUAGCCUUUACAUAUUAAAAACUUUACUGCAGAUACUUUGUUUUGAAGAUAGCUCUGCAUACUAAAUGCAAUUAAUUUUGUAAAAUUAAUUAUGUUAAACAGUAUGUUCAGACACUUUCUGCCAUGGCCAAAAAGUAUGUAUGAAAGUAUGUGUGUGUUUUUCUGUGUAAGGAUGCCAAUGUUUUACCUGAUAUUGUAGUGACACUUCAGUUAUCUAUGCAUUCUUUAUAUCUGUGAUUUGGUAAUCAGGCAGCCAUGUUCACUAUGCCUUGUAUGUCUUAUCAUUUUUUAUUAACCUGUUAAAUACAGCUUCAAAUAUUUUUAUUUUAUUUAUUCUAUUUUUACUGAAAUAUACUGCAUUAUUGUGUUAAUGUAUUAUCUUAACUGGAUAUUAUCUCAUAAUGUAUCCAGGUCUAAGUAAUCUCAGUGAACUAUCCAUUGCCUAAAAGGUGUUUUUGUAAUGAUUUGUAGUUACAUUUUUAUUGGAAUAUGUAGAAAAAAGGCAAAAUGCUUAAAGUUCCUUUUAUUUUUUAAAAGCAGCUAGACGCAGAUCUGCCACCUCAAUAUAUGUGCUCCUUGGCAGCAUCAAGGGGAACAGCCAACAUGCCUGAGGCUAAAAACUUUCCUUUGCAAACUUAAAGCACUGCUUGGUGCUUCACAUUUUUAUAUCCUUCACAACACGUGUAAUCUCAUCUAAAAGAUACACAUGUCCACAUGCGCUUUGUUUCCACCUGGAUAUAAGAUCAACCAUAGCUAGUAGGACCAUUGUUUUUCAUUUGUGUCUGUCUUAAUGCAUGAAGGGACAUUAGACCAUUCCCAUUAAAAUAAGUUCUUGGUGAUAAA